GUAAAGGAGCUGAUGCCGCUGGUCGUCGCCGUGCUGGAGAACUUGGACUCGGUGUUCGCUGUCAACCAGGAGCACGAAGUGGAGCUGGAGCUGCUGAAGGAGGACAACGAGCAGCUCGUUACCCAGUAUGAGCGAGAGAAGGCACUGAGAAAACACACAGAAGAGAGGUACAUCGCCUUGGAAGACUCCCAGGAUGGCGAGAAGAAGGAUCUCCAGUGUCGACUGGUGACGUUGGAAUCUCACACACGGCAGCUAGAGCUAAAAACUAGAAACUAUGCAGAUCAGAUUAGCAGAUUGGAGGAGAGAGAAGCAGAGCUCAAAAAAGAGUACAAUGCCCUUCAUCAGAGGCACACUGAGAUGAUCCACAGCUACAUGGAGCAUCUGGAGCGGACUAAACACCAACAUGCAGCGAUGACAGCAGAGCCCUCAGAUACAGGAACAUCAGUCAGGACACGGAAGGAGCGUCCAGUCUCCAUGGGCCUGUUCCAACUUCCUGCAGCUGAUGGCAUGACCCCUGACCUCCACAGAGAACCCGUGGACACCCCAUCUGAACCAUGGAGAUUCAACAACCUUAGCCAUCCACGGUCUAACACCAGCCUCAAGGAUGAACUGUCCCAACUGAACUGUGGGAGUUCCAGGUCCAACACGCAAACCAACCAGGGAAGCACACCAACUAAAGGCGGCGUAGAGAAUCUAGCAUUCGACCGCAACACAGACUCUCUGUUUGAGGAGCUGUCGUCUGCAGGAAAUGACCUCAUAGGAGAUGUGGAUGAAGGAGCUGACCUGCUGGGUAAGAAGUCUCACUCUGUCAGGAGUAACGAUAGUGAUGUGCCUACAGCACAGAGGAAGCGCUUCACCAGAGUGGAGAUGGCCAGAGUGCUGAUGGAGAGGAACCAGUACAAGGAGAGACUCAUGGAGCUGCAGGAGGCCGUCAGAUGGACGGAGAUGAUCCGGGCUUCAAAGGAGAACCCAACUCUUCCAGAGAAAAAGAAGUCCAGCCUCUGGCAGUUGAGGUGUGUUGGGAGGGAACUCAGAAAUAUGGGUGGAGUGUUUUGGUUGAAACAAGCGCCAGCUGAUAGUGUGGUAUCCAGGCGAGAACAGAAGAGGGCUCAAUACCAGCAGGUCAAAGCCCACGUCCAGAAGGAGGAUGGCAGACUGCAGGCGUACGGCUGGAGCCUCCCUAAGAAGUACAAAGCUAACGGUGGUCAGGCAGAGAGCAAGAUGAAGAGUCUACCUGUUCCUGUCUUCCUCAGACCGCUAGAUGAGAAAGAUGCUUCUAUGAAGCUGUGGUGUGCUACCUGUGUGAAUCUUUCUGGAGGUAAAACCAGAGAUGGAGGUUCAAUCGUCGGGGCCAGUGUGUUUUAUAGUGACGUGUCAGGACCAGAGAGCCCGAAAAAGAAGAUUGGAUCUCAGAGCAGUCUGGAUAAGCUGGAUCAAGAACUCAAGGAGCAGCAGAAAGAGCAGCGGCACCAGGAGGAGUUGUCGUCACUCGUGUGGAUUUGCACCACCACCAAGUCUACUACUAAAGCUGUCGUCAUUGAUGCCAACCAGCCUGGGAACAUCCUGGAGAGCUUCUUUGUUUGUAACUCUCACAUCCUCUGCAUCGCAAGCGUGCCAGGUGCGAGAGAGACAGACUACCCAGCUGGAGAAGAAGUGCCUCCAAACUCUGAGGUGGGACCGGUGGGAGAUGGCAACUCUUCAGCAACCAGUACCAGCUCAACAGGUGGCGAUAGCGUGCUGGGAGGCAUCACAGUGGUGGGCUGUGAAGCUGAGGGAGUAACAGCUGUUCCUCAGACAGCAGGAAAAGAUGGAGAAGCCGAAUCCAGACCAGCGGAAGAAGCCACAGAGGCGACAGAGACCAGUGCAGAAUCUGCUGACCAACGAGAAAGCCUGCGGGAAAUCUACACUGAGCACGUCUUCACAGAUCCACUGGGAGCUCAGCACAAAGUAGAGAUGCCAGCCAACUACUCUCAGAGGGAGAGCGAUCUGCUGAAGGAUGGCGUGAGCUUGAACCCCAGCGCAGAGGAGCAGGACCUGAUGAGAGAAGAGGCUCAGAAAAUGAGCAGUGUUCUUCCCACUAUGUGGCUGGGCGCACAGAAUGGAUAUGUGUACGUGCACUCCUCCGUGGCUCAGUGGAAGAAGUGUCUUCACUCUAUAAAGCUGAAGGACUCUGUGCUCGGCAUAGUACACGUGAAAGGGCGUGUGCUAGUCGGCCUCUCUGAUGGCACGUUAGCCAUUUUCCACAGAGGUGUAGAUGGACAGUGGGACCUGACAAACUACCAUCUGUUAGACUUGGGGAGGCCUCACCACUCCAUCCGCUGCAUGACAGUAGUGCAUGAUAAGGUGUGGUGUGGCUUCAGGAACAGGAUCUAUGUGGUGCAACCUAAAGCCAUGAAGAUAGAGAAAUCAUUUGAUGCCCACCCUCGUAAGGACAGUCAGGUACGUCUGCUGGCCUGGGACGGCGACGGUAUCUGGGUGUCCAUCAGACUCGACUCCACCCUCAGGCUGUUCCACGCUCACACCUACCAGCACCUCCAGGAUGUCGACAUCGAGCCCUAUGUCAGCAAAAUGUUGGGCACGGGCAAACUGGGCUUCUCAUUUGUCAGAAUCACGGCUCUGAUGGUGUCGUGUAACCGUCUGUGGAUCGGAACUGGCAAUGGCGUUAUCAUCUCCAUCCCUCUGACAGAGGCCAGCAAGGUUACCAAGGCAGCUGGUAACCAAGCAGGAAGUGCAGUCCAUGUUUAUGGUGACGACAGUGGCGACAAAGUCACAGCAGGGACGUUUGUCCCGUACUGCUCCAUGGCUCACGCUCAGCUCUCUUUCCAUGGUCACCGUGAUGCUGUCAAGUUCUUCACAGCUGUUCCAGGUCACGCAGCUCCAUCUGCAUCGUCUGCAGGAGAAGCAGCUGCUGACAAGGCGGCAGAUGCCACAACUCAGGAAGGAACUAAGUGUAUGCUGGUGAUGAGCGGAGGCGAAGGCUACAUCGACUUCAGAAUGGGCGAUGAGGACGGAGAGAUGGAGGAGGCGGAGGACGCCCCCAUCAAACUUCAGCCUAAAGCUGAGCGCAGCCACCUUAUCGUUUGGCAGGUGACUCAGGACUGAGCUCUCGAGGCCUGAUUUGCCUUUUCUCUCAAACCACGGAGUCGUCGAGGUGGGCGAGGCUCCUCUGCGAGUUUAAUCAGCACUUUUUCUUCCUCAGUCCUGGACAGAAAGAGUAAAACAAGCAAAAACUGCUCUGAGCUCCUCCUCAACGUUAACCUUGAUGCAUGUUGUUUUAUUAUUGUUUUCUUUCUUUUUAAUUUCAUGGAUUUGAAAUGUAAUCUGUUAUAAUGCCUCUUUUAGUAUUAUUUAAUGUAAAGCGGUUGUUGAGGACAGAAGAAUUACUUUUGAUUUGUUGUAUUUGACAUUUCCAGGUUCCCUUCAUUCAGUCCAGUUACUGUGUGCCCAUGCUGGACUCGGCAUAUGUAAAAUCGGUCAAUGAAAACACAACAGAAAGUGGCCACAUAAGUGACACUCUUUAAUAGUGUAAAAUGAAAAGCUUUCAUUUGAUAACUUUGCUUUUGAAAGUCUUUAGGUCAAAUGCAAUACACCACAUAUCAAGCUGGUUUGUGUCUGCUUUGUUUAUCUAUCCUAAUAAUCAAUUUGCAGUAAUGGUAGCCCAGUUUGUGCCUCGUGUGUUGCCGCUACAUUCAGGCCACAGAUCUGCACCACGCUGCAGAACCGAGCCCUGGAAAAAAGAGCCCAUGUGGAAGCACCAAAGAUUGUAGUUCUUCUAAUGGCCACUAGAGGUGCCACAGACUUUAAUGUUAUUAUUCCCAACUUCACCCAUGAAUAACUUCGAAGCCUGUACAGCAGAUUAGUCCGUUCAACACAAACACACACAAUCAGUGUUUUUUUGUUUG
Molecule: messenger RNA, 3902 nt
Organism: Neolamprologus brichardi
Lineage: Eukaryota; Metazoa; Chordata; Actinopteri; Cichliformes; Cichlidae
Source: RefSeq, a predicted model, not a curated record